AGCUCUGAAGAAAGCCUCAUCUUGGCUCUCCGCGCAUCCCACAGAUCCGCCAGCAACGCGGAGGCCGCGCGGAUUCAUCAUUAAUGCUCCUGAAGGACAAUAGCUCAUCAAGCCCCACCGAAAGCUCCGGACCCGUCGCGGAGCCUGGGCUGGCGGGGGAUGAGGCUGAGCGACUCCUCCUAGAGGUGGUUAUGUGGAGAAGGAGCAAUCCCUUCUCCCUCCUCCUCCUCCCCCCGCUACUAUCCGCGGCCCAGGGAACUGCCGCUUGCCGCCAUUGACACGCACAGAUAGAACCCAAAGAAAGGCAAAGAGUCCUGCCCGGCACCGGCGCCGCGCGGGCCGAACCUGCGCCGGGGAGGGGCGCGCAGAGGGCACCGGGCGCCGGGAACAGGCGGCGCAGCACCAGCAUUGUGUUAGUGCCGGGAGGCCACUGUGUCAGCAAGCUGAAAGGGAAAUUGAGGCAAGAUGUCAGGCCGGACCGGGAAGAAGAAAAUGUCCAAGCUGUCACGUUCAGCCAGAGCUGGUGUCAUCUUCCCAGUGGGGAGGCUGAUGCGUUACCUGAAGAAAGGGACAUUCAAGUACAGGAUCAGCGUGGGUGCCCCUGUCUACAUGGCAGCGGUCAUCGAGUAUCUGGCAGCGGAAAUCCUAGAAUUGGCCGGGAAUGCUGCAAGGGACAACAAGAAGGCCCGGAUAGCCCCGAGACACAUCCUCCUGGCAGUUGCCAAUGACGAGGAGCUCAACCAGCUGCUAAAAGGAGUGACCAUUGCCAGUGGAGGCGUCCUGCCCAGAAUUCACCCUGAACUGCUGGCCAAAAAGCGAGGGACCAAAGGCAAGUCGGAAACUAUCCUCUCCCCACCCCCAGACAAAAGAGGAAGGAAGGCCACGUCAGGCAAGAAGGGAGGCAAGAAAUCCAAGGCGGCCAAGCCCCGGACGUCCAAAAAGUCCAAACCAAAGGAUAGCGAUAAAGAAGGAACUUCCAAUUCCACCUCCGAAGACGGGCCAGGGGAUGGAUUCACCAUUCUGUCUUCUAAGAGCCUUGUUCUAGGGCAGAAGCUAUCCUUAACCCAGAGUGACAUCAGCCAUAUUGGCUCCAUGAGAGUGGAGGGCAUUGUUCACCCAACCACAGCUGAAAUUGACCUCAAGGAAGACAUAGGUAAAGCCUUGGAAAAGGCUGGUGGAAAAGAGUUCUUAGAAACAGUAAAGGAACUUCGCAAAUCCCAAGGCCCUUUGGAAGUUGCUGAAGCUGCCGUCAGCCAAUCCAGUGGCCUUGCAGCCAAAUUUGUUAUCCACUGUCACAUCCCUCAGUGGGGCUCCGACAAAUGUGAAGAACAGCUUGAAGAAACCAUCAAAAACUGUCUGUCAGCAGCAGAAGACAAGAAGCUAAAGUCUGUCGCAUUCCCUCCUUUCCCCAGUGGCAGAAACUGCUUUCCCAAGCAGACUGCGGCCCAGGUGACCCUCAAAGCGAUCUCAGCCCACUUUGACGACUCGAGCGCAUCCUCGCUGAAGAAUGUCUACUUCCUGCUCUUUGACAGCGAGAGCAUCGGCAUCUAUGUCCAGGAGAUGGCCAAGCUGGACACCAAGUAGCUGCUGAGCUUUCCACAGGGAUGGAAGGAGGAGGAUUAGAAGAUCAGAGUUACAAGAGUGGGAUUUUAUUUUUUAAAAGAAGAGAAGAAGGGUGACGGCAGUGGAGGGGGGCGGAGGGGGCAGUGGGCAGCAGAGGUGGUGGGGGCAGGUCCUGCUCACGAGAGGAACCCUCUGCAUUUUAUAUUCUUCAAGAGCCUCAGUCCCUAAUUAAGCAGGUCUCCGCGAGGGGUUUCUUUCCUUGUGUUUCUUCCCGUUGUUUUAGAACUUUAAAAAAAAAAAAACAGACCUCGUUUUAGAUUUAUAGCAUUGACUUUUACAGGCACUCACACAAAAAAUCCUUUCAAAAUUCUUAAGUCUUCUGUUCCUCCUUUUUACAAGGGAAGACAGCAUAAAAGUGACUCGGGCUUUGUUGGUUGUCUGUACUCCGUGAUGGAGAGAAAAAAAUGGGGAAGACAUCUCACUGGUGCUUUUCUCUUUUGUUUUAGUGCCCACACCCCAGCCCUGUAAUAUCUGUAACUACUUCUAAAAUGUUUUUUGCUUCAGGCAUUUUUUUGUUCCAUUUUGUUUUUUAAAGAAAAAGAAAAUGAAAAGAAAAAAUAAAAGAUCCAGCAUCUUUCUUA
Molecule: messenger RNA, 2204 nt
Organism: Nycticebus coucang (slow loris)
Lineage: Eukaryota; Metazoa; Chordata; Mammalia; Primates; Lorisidae
Product: core histone macro-H2A.2
Exons: 9
Coding region: 466-1584 (372 amino acids)
Biological process (GO): nucleosome assembly
Cellular component (GO): nucleosome
Molecular function (GO): structural constituent of chromatin; DNA binding; protein heterodimerization activity
Source: RefSeq, a predicted model, not a curated record